This is a messenger RNA of Sciurus carolinensis (gray squirrel), 3650 nucleotides long. It is a transcript of the gene Agbl2, whose product is annotated as AGBL carboxypeptidase 2. Bases 353 to 2866 code for a protein of 837 amino acids. The record is from RefSeq and is a predicted model, not a curated record. Gene Ontology annotation, molecular function: zinc ion binding; metallocarboxypeptidase activity. Lineage: Eukaryota; Metazoa; Chordata; Mammalia; Rodentia; Sciuridae. The transcript is spliced from 18 exons. Gene Ontology annotation, biological process: proteolysis.
AGCGUCUUAACCAUUGCUUCCUAGGUAUCGGGGUGAGCGAGGCGGAUCGAUACCACUUUCCUUACAAGCUGUAAAAUAGGAAAGAGGGAGAAUGAAUGACCUCUGGUGUCUGCCCUGCCGGCGGCCCACCUUCCCCGGGCUCCCCAGGGCGCUUUCGGGCGGGGCCUCGCUUCCGGGAACGCCGGCGCUCAGUCCUUCCGGUCGCCAGUGGCGGUUGCUAGGCUACUCGCGCCCGCGCAGAAAGCGGUGGCAGCUUCUCCUGUGUAAUCCGCCGCCCUUUUGGAAAUUAGGCAGAGGUUGCGGCAGCAUGCGAUGUCACUGACUGGCUUUCAGCAUACCAUGCAGAAGUAACAUGUUCCCGGCAUUGGAAACAGAGCGAAAGCAAGAGAUUAUUCCUGAUCCCUAUGAGGACUUCAUGUACCGUCAUCUCCAGUACUAUGGCUACUUUAAAGCUCAGAGAGGCAGUUCACCAAAUUCAGCUACACAUCAGCAUGUUCAGAAGAAUAAUUCUCGGUAUCUACUGAAUGUCUCUUUUGGAGAAAGAAAUGUUUUGAUACCAGAUACCCUGCAAAAGGAGAAACUUCUAUAUUCGCUUAUGUUGAGUUCGCCACUUCUUAGGAGCAAACAGCUUCUUUUUGAUGAGUUGAACCAAGUAAACCCACGUCUUCGAGAACCUCGAGAACUCUUUGCCUUUUUCUCUAGCAAAGGAACACUUCAGGCUCCAAGAUGGCCAAUAGAAUGUGAGGUCAUCAAAGAAAGCAUUCAUCAUAUUGAGUGGGUUCCACCUCAGCCAGAAUAUUUCUAUCAACCUACAGGAAAUGAAAAAGUACCGGAAAUUGUAGGAGAGGAAAAAGGCACAGUUGUCUACCAUUUAGAUUCAGUGCCCACUGAAGGUUCCUAUUUCACUGGUUCAAGAGUGGGAGGCAAGCGAGGAAUUAUCAAGGAAAUUUCUGUCACAUUGCAAGGACCAGAAGAUAAUACUCUACUCUUUGAAUCAAGGUUUGAGAGUGGGAAUCUGCAAAAAGCUGUCCGAGUAGACACCUACGAGUAUGAACUCACCUUGCGAACUGACCUCUACACCAAUAAACACACUCAGUGGUUUUAUUUUCGAGUUCAAAACACCAGGAAAGAUGUCACAUAUCGCUUCACCAUUGUCAACUUGCUGAAGCCUAAGAGCCUGUACGCUGUGGGGAUGAAGCCACUCAUGUACUCCCAAUUGGAUGCCAACACCUACAACAUUGGCUGGAGGAGAGAAGGAGAUGACAUCAAGUACUACAAGAACAACACAGAGGAUGGGCAGCAAUCUUUCUACUGUCUCACGUGGACCAUUCAGUUUCCACAUGACCAGGACACUUGCUUCUUUGCACACUUUUACCCAUAUACAUACACUGAUUUGCAGUGCUACCUCUUGUCAGUGGCAAAGAACCCCAUCCAGUCUCAGUUCUGCAAGCUCCGAACUUUAUGCAGGAGCUUAGCAGGAAAUACUGUCUACUUGCUCACCAUCACCAACCCAUCCCUGACCCCUCAUGAGGCGGCUGCAAAGAAAGCUGUGGUCUUGAGUGCCAGAGUGCACCCUGGGGAAAGUAAUGCCUCCUGGAUUAUGAAAGGCUUUUUGGAUUUCAUCCUUAGUAACUCCCCAGAUGCCCAGCUCCUCAGGGAUAUUUUUGUCUUCAAGGUAGUUCCCAUGUUAAAUCCAGAUGGUGUGAUUGUUGGAAAUUACCGGUGUUCAUUGGCUGGAAGGGACUUGAAUAGGCAUUAUCAAACGCUCCUAAAGGAGUCUUUUCCUUGCAUCUGGCACACCAGAAACAUGAUCAAAAGACUUCUUGAAGAAAGAGAGGUUCUUUUAUAUUGUGAUUUUCAUGGUCACAGCCGCAAGAAUAAUAUCUUCCUAUAUGGCUGCAAUAACAACGACCGCAAGCACUGGCUUCACGAGCGCGUCUUUCCUUUAAUGUUAAGCAAAAAUGCACCAGAUAAGUUCUCUUUUCAUAGUUGUAAUUUUAAGGUCCAAAAGUGCAAAGAAGGAACAGGUCGAGUCGUGAUGUGGCGAAUGGGAAUCCUAAACAGCUAUACCAUGGAGUCUACUUUCGGUGGGUCCACCCUAGGCAGUAAAAGAAACAUUCACUUUACUAUUGAGGACCUGAAGUCCCUAGGUUAUCACGUCUGUGACACCCUUCUGGAUUUCUGUGAUCCUGACCAAACCAAGUUUACUCAGUGUCUAGCCGAACUCAGGGAACUCUUACAACAGGAAAUCCACAAGAAAUUCAAUGAACUUGGAGAAGAUGUGAAUUUAGAAGGGAAUUGGAGUGACAUCUCUUUGUCUGACAUUGAAUCCAGCACCAGUGGUUCUGACAGCUCCCUCUCAGAUGGUCUACCUGUUCACCUACUGAACAUAGUAGAUGAGUUGAAUCAAAAGAUGAUGUCAAAGAAGAAAAAAAAGAAGCCACUUCAGACUAGGAAACAGCGAAAUGAGAAACAUCAGAAAAAUAAGUUGAUGCCAGACUUCACGUUAACAGAAGAGGCCUUGGAAAGGGCAGAACUUGCUCCUACUCUGCAAAAGCAGCCUACCUUUUACAAAAAUUUGGAGAAUUCCAGGUCUUCAGUAAUGAAAAAUGAAAAACUAAGCCUCGGCGAGACACAGUUAAGUGGAAGAGAGAGAAACAUCUCCAUGGACCCACAAAUGACCCUGAUUCUACGUAAGAAUAAAGAGAAAAUGCAGAGUAAGAAGUCAGGUUUUACAGCAUCGUGCCCCCAGAGAGGAAGCACAGACUCCAGCCACGAGCCAGCUCCAGGAUGCCAAGAUGCCUGCAGGAAAAUUUGCUAUCGAGCGGACCAGGGCCACGGCACACAUUUCCCCUCCAGCUUCUGAAUUGUAUCCUCUGCUUCUGAAACUGAAGUUGCCUUGCUUUUCCCCCUCCAUGGUUAUGUCACACCUUCUCCCUGGCCUAAAGUCCCCUGCUUCCUCUCUGCUCCCACCUUCCACCAGCCAGGAGCCCUGCUAGGAGGCAGGUGGUUCAGAACCAGGCUGGAGUGCGGCAGGGGGAGGGAGAAAACUGCAGAACUCUCUUUGGCAAGUUUGUUUUGCUGUGGUUUUGGCAAAAUGAUUCCAGAACAAUUUUAGAUGUAUUAUAUGAUAGAACAAAUAAAUAAAUGUGUUGAGUUGUUAAGAAAAAAAAAAAGAACAGCGGGAGACAAACAAACAAAAAAAACCACUAGAGAAUGGAUUGGAAUUGGAGGUAUCUGUAUGAACCCAUGCUUUCCAAAAUGUAGCAUUCAUCUCUCCAUGUCUGGGGAUGGGGGCGGAUCUACGACCCUCUGUGUGUACCAAAGUCCAAGUAUGCUCAAGUCCCUUAUAUAAAAUGGUGUAGGCUGGGGGUGUAGCUUAGGGGUAGAGAGUGUUCUUAGCAUGCAGUUGGCUCUGGGUUCAAUCCCAGUAACCACCCCCAAAAAAACCCACAAAAUGAUACAGUAUUUCUCUCUAGUCUACCCACAUCCUCCCGUAUACUUUAAAUAAUCUGUAGGUUACUUAUAAUAUCUAAUGCAAUAUAAACACUAUGUAAAUGUUUGCUAUACCAUAUUGUUUAGGGAAUAAUGACAAGAAAAAAUUCUGUACAUAGUUAGCAUAGAUGCAAAUUUUUCCCUGAGUAUUUUCA